Syngnathus acus (greater pipefish) is the source of this 1544-nucleotide messenger RNA. Its product is annotated as protein lifeguard 3-like. The transcript is spliced from 11 exons. Gene Ontology annotation, cellular component: Golgi apparatus; endoplasmic reticulum; membrane. NCBI's taxonomy places the organism in Eukaryota, Metazoa, Chordata, Actinopteri, Syngnathiformes, Syngnathidae. The record is from RefSeq and is a predicted model, not a curated record. Gene Ontology annotation, biological process: negative regulation of apoptotic signaling pathway. The coding region runs from base 65 to 1072 and encodes 335 amino acids.
CCAAGGUGCACAUUUAGGAAAGUGCAGAGCACAGGGGACAGAGCCGCUGAAACAAGGUGCAACCAUGACAUCUAAAGUGGAUAAUCCUCCAGCCUAUGAAGAUGCAUUGCAAGAUCCAAAGUACGAGCCCACCCAGCUGCAGCAUGGUUCAUCUGACGCGCCGCCUCCAUCCUACAGCCCUGGCAUGUACCCCGGCCCUCCCAGCUACUGGGGCCAGGCCGGCAUGUGGGCAGCGCCUGGCCUCUCUCCAUCUGGGAUGCCCACCACAAUACCCACUCUGUCUGCCAGCAUAACUGCAACCAACCCAAGAGAAAUGGAGGGCUUUCUAAGCACGCAGUGGGAGAGUACAUCUGUUCGACACGCUUUUAUCAGAAAGGUAGGGCUGCUCAUCAUGCGUUUCAUCUUAUUGGAUCUAAAACCUGUGCUUGUUUGGCAGGUGUAUUUAAUUUUAGCAGCUCAGCUCACUGUCACCUUUUCAGUUGUGGCCGUCUUUACAUUUGUGGAGCCAGUCAAGAUGUUUGUUAUCAGGUAUCCAGGAAUCUACUGGGCAUCUUUAGUGGUUUACUUUAUCGUUUACUGCAUUCUCAUAUGCUGCAAAGAGCCAAGGAGGCGCUUUCCAUGGAAUCUGGUGUUGUUGGGAGUUUUUACUGUUGCCCUAUCUUAUAUGUCUGGAACAAUUUCAAGCUAUUACGAAACCAAAGCAGUCUUACUUGCCAUGGGAAUAACGGCCUUAGUUUGCGUAACUGUCACAGUCUUCUGCUUUCAAACCAAGGUUGACUUCACUUCCUGCGGCGGAUUUCUCUGCAUUGCCGCCAUUCUGCUCGUCAUCAUCGGUAUGGUGACAUCUAUCGUGCUCGCCUUCCACUACGUGCCUUGGCUUCAUAUGCUCUAUGCUGCCAUUGGAGCAAUCGUUUACACCUUGUUUUUAGUAUACAACACGCAGCUUCUCAUCGGAAACCGGGAGUUGGCGAUAAGCCCGGAGGAGUACGUUUACGGAGCGCUGUCACUCUACAUUGACAUUGUUCAUAUUUUCCUCUUCAUCCUUCAAAUCAGUGGUUCAGCCACUGACUGAGAGCUUAAGAAGAGCUCAACGCGUCCCUUGGGAGUUUGGACUAACGUUAUCCUGUGUUAACUAGCUAUUGUGAAAUAUGUUCCAUAGCCAGAUGUAAAACAUCUUAAUGUUGUCCUUGCUGUUUUGCCGCCAACACUUGAGCACUUUGGAUUUUUCUUGUCAUAUAUUAAAGAGGGUCAGCUGACAUUUUGUUGGAGGAACCGUUUAGUAUGUUUGCUGAACAAAUGAACACAAAUGCUGUUUUAUGUUUUGAAAAUAUUUUUACGAUCCAUGGUUUGUUCUUUUGAUUAAAAAAAACCCAUCUAGUUACAGACAUAUUGUAGGAGACCAUGAUGGUUAGUUGGAGGUAGUGAGACAGUAACUACAGGUAGUGCAUCUUUCAAACCUAACUCGAGUGCACGCCUUCUGUCGCUCAACUGUUGCUUGUUGUUAAGACAUCUCAUCACAACAAUCAAUAAAGUUUCCUACUGUU